AUGGCCGAACCAAAGCCUUCCACGGACUAUGUCGAGUCUGUUGCUGAAGAGGCGGCUAUACCCCCCGAGUUGAAGGGACGUGAGGAUGCCGAUCCGAAUGAUCCGCAGAAUUGGUCCACUAUAUCCAGGUUGACAACAUACCUUACCAUCUGCUUCUACACCUUCCUUGCCAAUGUCAACAGCAGCAACUUCACCGUAGCUACAAAGGCUAUAGUGCAGGAGUUCGGCGUCUCGCAAACGCAAGCUGGCGAACUGGUGUGCUUCAACGUCUUCCUCUUUGGACUGGGAAAUAUAUUCUGGGUUCCGUUAAUGCGAGUGGUGGGAAAGCGACCGGUAUACUUGAUGUCCAUGCUGCUCCUCUCCAUGAUGAACGUAUGGUCGAGUCGUGCCUCAAGCUAUGGUGAACUGCUCGCCUCACGCAUCCUCUCUGGCUUUGCAGCGGCGGCGGCUGAUGCCACCGUCCCAGCGGUAGUGUCGGACAUGGUCGCUCCUCAAGACCGAGGCCAUUAUCUCAUGGUCUUCCACCUUGCUCUGACGAGCGGAUUGUUCAUCGGGCCCUUAAUAAAUGCCUACCUCGUGCAAGAGGAGAACUGGCGGUGGAUGUGCUAUUUCCUCGCCAUUUCCGUUGGGGUUGUCCUUGUCGUGGCUAUCUUUACAGUCCGUGAGACAACGUACCUUAAACAUCGACCUCGAGUGAGCAAGAGGACGCCAAUGCAGUGGAUGUCAGUUACCCUAGGGUAUAAUCCCGAGGCGUCGUUCAUCAGGACGUUUCUCGACAUUAUCUGGAACGUAGGAUAUCCCCAACUCUUGUGGGCUGCGUUCGCCAUUGGAAUAUCUGUUGGAUGGAACAUCGUCGUCCAGCUGACGGCCUCGAGAACAUUUACCGCAUCGCCGUACAACUGGUCCGCCGGAAGCUUGGGCUUGCUCUCGAUGUCUGGUUUCAUCGGCUCCGUGCUAGCAUUCUACCUUGGCGGCCGACUCAUCGAUAUCAUCUCGACACGGUACACGAAACGCCGUGGUGGCCAGCGCUUGCCUGAGUAUCGCCUCCCGGCUAUCGUUAUUCCCGGUGUGAUCGGGCCAGGCGGACUCUUGAUAUUCGGCUUGUGUAUUUCACAUCAGACCCACUGGAUCGGACCUGCUGUAGGGUACGCCAUGCAGGCUUUCGGCGUGGCGGCAAUAUCCAACGUCGCCGUCACUUACUGUCUAGAUUGUUACAAGCCGCUCACCGGCGAAGCCCUGGUCAUUAUCUUCGUCAUCCGCAACACAAUUGGCAUGCUUCUCUCGCUGUACGCCGCAGACUGGAUCAGUCGACAAGGUCCGGCUGCAGUAUUUGGCGAGAUGACUGCCAUCCAGGCUGCUAGUAUUCUGUUGGCCAUUCCUUUAUUCUUCUGGGGCGGGCCGCUGCGGGCGUGGACGUCGCAAUAUGGACCCAUGAAGCGCUUCAUGACGGUUGAUGAGAAUUGA
This is a messenger RNA of Aspergillus mulundensis, 1464 nucleotides long. RefSeq lists its product as uncharacterized. The transcript is spliced from 4 exons. The record is from RefSeq and is a predicted model, not a curated record. Gene Ontology annotation, biological process: transmembrane transport. NCBI's taxonomy places the organism in Eukaryota, Fungi, Ascomycota, Eurotiomycetes, Eurotiales, Aspergillaceae. The coding region runs from base 1 to 1464 and encodes 487 amino acids. Gene Ontology annotation, molecular function: transmembrane transporter activity.